AUGUACAUAACCCUCUACUACGUAGUCACCCGGCUCCCCGACUUCCUUCGCUCCGUCAGGGACCACUUCCUCUCUCUUUGCAACACCACACUCACUGUUGACCUCCUAGAGGAGCGCCUCCUGGCAGCAGAGAAGUCUAUAGUCGCUGUAGGAGCCUCUCGUGGUGACCCUCGUACCCCCUUCUUUGAGGGGUGUUCCCCCUCCGCCCUCUUGCCCUCUGUUGCCUCUGCUGCUGCGGCCGACCUCGUUGGCCUCGAGUCGGUCGGAGUUGCGUCUGCCCCUAGCGGGAGACGCCACACCGGCAAAGGCAAGGGGGGCAAGGGCGCUGGAGGAGCUGGCGGGGGCGGUGGAGGUGGCGGUGGAGGUGGUGGAGGGGGUGGGGGUGGUGGUGGGAGUGGUGGCGGGGGUGGGGGCGUCGGUGGCGGCAGUGGAGGCGGAGGAGGCGGCGGCGGUGGCGGUGGGAGCAGAGGAGGAGGCGGUGGCAGCGGUGGCGGAGGUGGCGGCGGAAGCGGUGGAGCUGGUCGGGGCGGCUCUGCGCAGAGGGGCGGCUCCGGUGGUGGUCAGCGCCAGCAGCAGCAGCGCACUCGUGAGACCCCGCCCCCCCAGCAGAUUCGUGAGUGGUACGCUGCGCGUCAGCGGGGUGGGGGUGCUGGUCCCUGUACCUACGUCCUGCGUACCGGCGUCUGCACUAGUGAGCAGUGUGGGGACCCGCACUCCACCCAGCGCUGCUUCGGCCGCCUGACGGACUCUUGGCGUCUCCAGUUCCUUGACGCCACUGAGGGCGGGGGUGCUGGUGAAGCUGCUGCUCUAAGUGCUGGUGAGGCUGCUGCUCUAGGUGCUAGUGAGCCUGCUCCCCCAGGUGCUGGUGAGUCUGCUCUCUCGGGUACCACGUCGGCUCAGGCCUCCCACACCUUCACCCUUGACGCGGGUGCUUCCCGCUCCUUCUUUCGAGACCGCACCACACUUACGCCGCUUAGUCGGCCAGUUGCGGUCUCCCUGGCAGACCCCUCUGGGGGUCCUGUCCUUGCCCACUUCUCCACUGUCUUACCGUGUCCGGCGGCCCCCUCUGGCACCCAGUCAGGUCUUUACCUCCCCUCGUUCUCUACGAACUUGGUGAGUGGUGCUGAUCUACAGGAUAGGGGGGUUGACCAGUUCACUCCUGCGAGUCAGCGAGUGACCCACUGCACGUGUGCUCGGACGGGCCGACACUUCACCACGUUUAUCCGUCGACCGGGGUCGAGCCUGUACACACUGACUACUGAUUCUCCUCCGGUUGCUGCGUCUCGUCAGGUAGUUGCGUGGAAUCUUCUCUGGCACCACCGCCUUGGUCACCCCUCCCUGCCUCGUCUCCGAGGCAUGGCCUCCCGUGUCCUUGUCUCUGGUCUCCCCCGGUCCCUCCCUCCUCUUCCUCCGGGGCCUGCCCCUACCUGCGUUCCCUGCGUCGAGGGGCGGCAGCGCGCUGCUCCUCACUCCUCCGAGUUUCCUGCGACAGAGGCUCCACUGCAGACGCUUCACAUGGACGUGUGGGGCCUAGCCCGCGUCCGUGGACAAGGUCACGAGCGUUACUUCUUGCUGGUGGUUGACGACUACUCGCGUUACACCACAGUCUUCCCCUUGCGCAGCAAGGGUGAGGUCACUGGGGUGUUGAUCGACUGGAUCCGCGCAGCUCGUCUCCUGCUCAGAGAGAGUUUCGGCUCGGACUUUCCUGUUCAGCGUCUGCACUCCGACACAGGCGGAGAGUUCUCCUCUGACCUUCUGCGAGGCUUCUGUCGUGCACGAGGCAUCCGCCAGACCUUCACGCUUCUGGACUCUCCACAGCAAAAUGGGAUUGCUGAGUGCCGCAUUGGCAUGGUCAUGGACGUCGCUCGUACGUCCAUGGUCCAUGCGGCUGCCCCCCAUUUUCUGUGGCCGUUUGCGGUUCGGUACGCGGCGCAUCAGAUCAACCAUCAGCCCCGGGUCUCCAUGCCGGAGACAUCCCCUGCUUUGCUGUGGACGUGGAAGGUUGGCGAUGCGUCUGCGUUCCUUGUCUGGGGAUCUCGGGCGUUUGUCCGCGACUUGUCUGCGGACAAGCUAUCCCCCCGUGCUGUUCCCUGCGUCUUCCUUGGCUCCCCCCCUGACGCGCCCAGGUUAGCAGUUCUACCACCCCACCUCGCGCGGUGUUCUGUCCUCCCAGGACGUCACGUUUGA
Closterium sp. NIES-65 is the source of this 2187-nucleotide messenger RNA. The record is from the annotation of a GenBank genome assembly. NCBI's taxonomy places the organism in Eukaryota, Viridiplantae, Streptophyta, Zygnematophyceae, Desmidiales, Closteriaceae.